GGCAGCUCCCGCCCCCGGUGCCCGGUGCCACGGCCCGGCAUGGCCCCGCUGCUCGCCGCCGCCUGCUUGGCCUUCACCCUCGCCAUGUUCGGGACCGGCCUGUCUGACAUGCGCCAGAUGUUGGCAACCAAGAGUGUGGAGAACAUCCAGUUCCUGCCCUUCCUCACCACUGAUGUCAACAACCUGAGCUGGUUGGGCUACGGCUGCCUGAAGCAGGACUGGACACUGAUCGUGGUCAACACCCUCGGGGCAGCGCUGCAGACCCUCUACAUCCUGGCAUACCUCUACUACAGCCCUGCCAAGCUCCCUGUGCUGCUUCGGAGCCUGCUGCUGCUGGCCGUGCUGGCCGCUGGCUAUGGCUACUUCACUCUCCUGGUUGCCGACCCCCGGACACGCCUGGCACGCCUGGGGCUCUUCUGCAGCGCCUUCACCAUCAGCAUGUACCUCUCCCCUCUGGCUGACCUGGCCAAGAUUGUCCAGAGCAGGUCGACACGCUGCUUGUCCUUCCCCCUGACCGUCACCACCUUCCUGGCCUCCACCAGCUGGACGCUCUACGGCCUGCAGCUCCACGACCCCUACAUCACGAUCCCCAACGUGCCUGGCAUCGUCACCAGCGUCGUGCGGUUCUGGCUCUUCUGGCGGUACCCUCCCGGCCAGGAGAAGCCCUACAGGCCCCUGCAUGCCUGAGGGGGUCCUGCUGGCCCCCACCCCCAAAGGAGGAGCCCACCCAUGCUCACGGACCAAUGAAGGAUUCCCCAACCCUUGCCAGUCUCUGCCAGCAGGGACUGGCACCAGUUGCUGAGCCCCAAGCUGCCGCUGUGGUGCUGCUGUGCCAAGGGUUGCCAGCUCCCUAUGGUUCCAGGGCCCGAGGAGGGCACCUCAUGGUUUGCCCUCAGCGGCAGCUCUCCAGCCUUUGGUCCCUCAGCGAGGGUUGGGUUGGUCUCAGCAAUGCCUUUGGGGUGCCAGGACCCCUUCCUGGGCACCCUUGCCCGUCCCUGGGGACCCUGUGCAGUCUUCCAUGCCUACAGCUCUGCCCUAGCGCAGGGCUGGGGCUGCUGGGCAGCUCUGCCUCUCUUUUGUACCACUUCAAGUGCCUUUGAAUAAAUCAGAGC
Messenger RNA from Dryobates pubescens (Downy woodpecker), 1112 nucleotides. RefSeq names its product solute carrier family 50 member 1 (gene SLC50A1). Bases 40 to 687 code for a protein of 215 amino acids. The transcript is spliced from 6 exons. Lineage: Eukaryota; Metazoa; Chordata; Aves; Piciformes; Picidae. Gene Ontology annotation, molecular function: sugar transmembrane transporter activity. Gene Ontology annotation, biological process: carbohydrate transport. Gene Ontology annotation, cellular component: membrane. The record is from RefSeq and is a predicted model, not a curated record.